This is a messenger RNA of Gasterosteus aculeatus aculeatus (three-spined stickleback), 1400 nucleotides long. RefSeq names its product SH3 domain binding glutamate-rich protein like (gene sh3bgrl). Lineage: Eukaryota; Metazoa; Chordata; Actinopteri; Perciformes; Gasterosteidae. Gene Ontology annotation, cellular component: cytoplasm. The record is from RefSeq and is a predicted model, not a curated record.
ACAGAAGCGGAGGAGGAAUGUAAAACCUCCAUCCAGAGCCGAGAGCAGCAGCCUUUGCGCAGACAGUCUGCGCUGCCUUCAACAGACGCACCGCCGGAGGAGGGAGGAAGUUCAUCGUCAUCGUCGUCGUCGUCGUUGUUGUCGUUUCUCGCCCCGCAGCCGAGCGAUCCGAACCCGCGAAGAGUCUGCGAGCAGCAGGGAGAGACCCCGCCGGACUCGCGUCGGCACCACGGAUUAAAACAUGGUGAUCAAAGUGUACAUCGCCACGUCCUCCGGAUCCACUUCGAUUAAAAAGCAGCAGCAGGACGUGAUGGGCUUCCUGGCGGCCAAUAAGAUCGUGUUCGAGGAGUGCGACAUCGCGGCCAACGAGGGCAACAGGAAGUGGAUGAGGGAGAACGUCCCGGAGGAGGCCAGGCCGACCACGGGGAACCCUCUCCCCCCACAGAUAUUCAACGAUAGCCAAUAUUGCGGGAACUACGAGGCCUUCUUCGACGCUAGAGAAGACAACGCUGUGUAUGCCUUCCUGGGUCUGACCGCUCCGCCCGGCUCAAAGGAGGCCGAGGCUCUAGCGAAGAAAGCCCAGCAGUAGCAGCUUUACACCGUUUUGUACCUGAGACCUAAACCCGGAUCUGAACCCAGGCGGACCAAGAACUACAAUACAAGCAAUACAAUCUCACUCGGCUUAUUAAUAUGUCAUUUACUUACUUGUUUCCCUAUUAAUCUGUGUUCUGCUGUGCCUUGUCAGCUGUAGCAAAAGGAGUUGCUAAGGCAGAGCAUUAUGGGUACAGCUCUGCUACCUCUCUUUAACCUCGACCCGACAAACCUAUUGGCCUAACGACAUGUCAAUCAACCACCACAAAAAGCUUCCCUUUUGAGAACACAUAGUCAGACACAUCUAAAUGUACAAUACUUUUGAAAGUUGUUUUUACAGAUGCAUCAUUUGGCCAACAGGACAUCAUCCAUAAUACAUAAUGCAUUUCACUGGACGGGUUCUGUUAGAAAACCUCUAAUCUGUCAAAUCCUGGAAACACGUUUAGCUCCUGCCAAUCACGUCAUCGCCAAACCUGCAGCACCUUCUGUGAAAGUGAUUGACUACAAUCCCAUUCUGUUUUUAUUUACCUCAUAUGGUCUUAAUGCUGUUUUAAUAGCAAACCUUUUUCUAAGAGAUGAUAUAUGUUUAAAAAAAAGACAAUGCAUGCCAAAAGUACAAGUCUGCACACACAGAGGGAUGUGAAAUUGAGUUUUUCUUUUUCUUUUUUAUUUCCUGUUUGUGUUUUUCGGGGAGUUGGAUCGCUGUUUGGUUUCGCCAUCGGCAUCCUGUUUCACAUUGCGUUGGUAAUCCCGGUGUUACACAAUCUUCUUUGAAAUAAAAUAAAAAUGAGACUGCCAAUAAAACUGCA